This is a messenger RNA of Lottia gigantea (owl limpet), 318 nucleotides long. RefSeq lists its product as hypothetical. The record is from RefSeq and is a predicted model, not a curated record. Gene Ontology annotation, molecular function: oxygen binding; heme binding. Lineage: Eukaryota; Metazoa; Mollusca; Gastropoda; Lottiidae. The transcript is spliced from 2 exons. The annotation marks the transcript as partial.
GCCGAGAAUGAGAAACUGAAAGGCCAUGUUGCGGCUGUUAUGUUGACUAUUGAUGAAGCUAUCACCACCCUGAACGAUGCUGAUCAAGUUAUUGAUACCCUAACCCAUAUUGGGGCCACCCAUGUCAGAUUUUCUGGUUUUAAACCUGAAUGGUUUUUGUUAAUAAAAGAACCAUUUCUGGUAGCAGUAAAAGACACACUCGGAGAAAGAUACACAGCGUCAAUGGAAUCGAACUACAGGAAAGCAAUACGAUUUAUUUUGGAAACCUUGAUCAAGGGCUAUGAGAACGGGAGUGCGGUAGCAAAUGGUCAAGGAUAG